Molecule: messenger RNA, 2642 nt
Organism: Ailuropoda melanoleuca (giant panda)
Lineage: Eukaryota; Metazoa; Chordata; Mammalia; Carnivora; Ursidae
Product: homeobox protein SIX4
Biological process (GO): regulation of transcription by RNA polymerase II
Cellular component (GO): nucleus; transcription regulator complex
Molecular function (GO): RNA polymerase II cis-regulatory region sequence-specific DNA binding; DNA-binding transcription factor activity, RNA polymerase II-specific
Source: RefSeq, a predicted model, not a curated record
UAAGAGAGGGGGAAAGAAAGAGGAAAAGAGUGCGAGGGAGUGAGGGAGGGAGGAAAAUAAACAACAAAAAAUGUCCUCUUCCUCCCCCACCGGGCAGAUUGCAAGUGCGGCGGACAUCAAGCAGGAGAAUGGGAUGGAAAGCGCCUCGGAAGGGCAGGAGGCGCCCCGAGAAGUGGCGGGGGGCGCGGCGGCGGGGCUGAGCCCCCCGGCUCCAGCCCCUUUCCCCCUGGAGCCGGGGGACGCCACGGCCGCCGCCGCAAGGGUGAGCGGAGAGGAAGGGGCAGUGGCGGCAGCGGCGGCGGAUCAGGUACAACUCCACUCGGAACUUCUGGGCAGGCACCACCACGCCGCGGCCGCGGCCGCGGCCGCCGUCGCCGCCGCCGCCGCGCAGACCCCGCUGGCCUUCUCGCCCGACCAUGUCGCCUGCGUGUGCGAGGCGCUGCAGCAGGGGGGCAACCUGGACCGCCUGGCCCGGUUCCUGUGGUCCCUGCCCCAGAGCGACCUGCUACGUGGCAACGAGAGCCUGCUGAAGGCGCGGGCGCUGGUGGCCUUCCACCAGGGCAUCUACCCCGAGCUCUACAGCAUCCUCGAGAGCCACAGCUUCGAGUCGGCCAACCACCCGCUGCUGCAGCAGCUCUGGUACAAGGCGCGCUACACCGAGGCCGAGCGAGCCCGCGGCCGGCCACUGGGCGCCGUGGACAAGUACCGGCUGCGCAGGAAAUUCCCCCUGCCCCGCACCAUCUGGGACGGCGAGGAGACGGUGUAUUGUUUCAAGGAGAAGUCGCGCAACGCGCUCAAGGAGCUCUACAAGCAGAAUCGCUACCCUUCGCCCGCCGAGAAGCGGCACCUGGCCAAGAUCACCGGCCUCUCCCUCACCCAGGUCAGCAACUGGUUUAAGAACCGCCGGCAGCGCGAUCGGAACCCCUCAGAGACCCAGUCCAAAAGUGAGUCAGAUGGCAAUCCCAGCACUGAAGAUGAAUCCAGCAAGGGCCAUGAGGACUUGUCUCCUCAUCCACUCUCCGGUUCAUCGGAUAGUGUCACCAACCUCAGCCUUUCCAGUCACAUGGAGCCCGUAUAUAUGCAACAAAUUGGAAAUGCUAAGAUCUCAUUAAGCUCUUCUGGAGUUUUGUUGAAUGGAAGCUUGGUGCCUGCAAGUACUUCACCUGUCUUUCUUAAUGGUAAUUCUUUCAUUCAGGGACCCAAUGGAGUCAUCCUUAAUGGAUUAAAUGUGGGAAAUACACAGACAGUGUCAUUGAACCCACCAAAAAUGGCAUCAAACAUUGUGAGCAAUGGUAUAUCCAUGAGUGACAUACUGGGGUCUGCCUCCCAGGAUGUGAAGGAAUUCAAAGUCCUCCAGAGUUCUUCAGCUAACUCGGCAGCCACCACUUCCUACAGCUCCAGUGCCCCUGUGUCAUUCCCAGGGCUGAUACCCAGCACUGAGGUCAAAAGAGAAGGCAUUCAAACAAUGGCUUCCCAGGAUGGAGGCUCUGUGGUGACUUUUACUACACCAGUGCAAAUUAACCAGUAUGGCAUUGUCCAGAUCCCCAAUUCCGGAACAAACAGCCAGUUCAUUAAUGGGAGCAUUGGAUUCUCUCCACUGCAGCUGCCUUCUGUUUCUGUAGCAGCUUCACAAGGUAAUAUUUCAGUAAAUUCAAGCACUUCAGAUGGGAGCACAUUUACAAGUGAGUCCACCACAGUCCAGCAAGGAAAGGUUUUUUUGAGCUCCCUUGCUCCCAGUGCAGUGGUAUACACUGUUCCUAAUUCAGGCCAGACUAUAGGAUCUGUUAAACAGGAGGGCUUGGAGAGGAGCCUGGUAUUUUCUCAGUUGAUGCCUGUCAAUCAGAAUGCACAAAUAAAUGCAAACCUGUCUUCUGAAAAUAUCUCGGGGAGUGGUCUCCAUCCACUGGCCUCCUCAUUAGUUAAUGUAUCCCCAACUCACAAUUUUUCCCUGACUCCCCCUACCUUACUAAAUCCCACCGAGUUAAACCCUGACAUUGCUGAUAGCCAGCCAAUGUCUGCACCUGUGGCAAGCAAAUCUACUGUGACAUCUGUCAGCAACACUAACUAUGCAACUCUUCAGAACUGUUCCCUUAUUACUGGUCAAGAUCUCUUGUCAGUCCCCAUGACUCAGGCUGCCCUUGGGGAAAUUGUUCCUACAGCUGAAGACCAGGUGGGUCACCCUUCCCCAGCAGUACACCAGGAUUUUGUCAGAGAACAUCGUUUGGUUCUGCAGUCAGUAGCUAACAUAAAAGAGAAUUUCUUAACAAAUUCUGAGAGCAAAGCCACAAGCAACUUAAUGAUGCUGGACUCAAAAUCCAAGUAUGUCCUAGAGGGCAUGGUCGACACUGUCUGUGAAGACCUGGAAACAGACAAAAAAGAGCUUGCCAAGCUCCAAACUGUCCAAUUGGAUGAAGAUAUGCAAGACUUAUAAACUUGAGUUCCCUCUCUCUCUCUCUCUUUUUCUGGCAUCGGCAGGCAGAUCUUUUCACGAAGCCCUGAGGACAUAAAGCAUUUUCCCAUUUAAAGGGAAACACUAGUUUUGUGGGUAAAUGUAUUCAAGAGACUGGAUUGGUGUGCAUGAAGAUCACAGUUAAAUAUACAGGAGUAGAACUGCAUUGCUGUAGCCUUUUUGUUCACAUGUG